AUGUUUACACAGUCCCGACAGGGAUUAGUAAACAAAAUCAAACUAACAGAAACUGAUGUUGGGCGUUCCACCUCGGAUGUUGAGAUGGAGACAGAAAAGCGUUUUCGCUUUUCUGACUCCUUCAUCCGAGGGGAAGCCACAACAGGAAAGGACAAGGGAGAAAGAGGGCCACACGCAGGAGCCAAGGGAGGACGAAGACGGACACCCGCAGGACGAAGACGACGAGCACGAGAACGACGUGGCGGUGCCACACAGAGGCGGACACGACGACCAAUAGCAGCAGGAGAAAACAAAAUUAGUCCAAUGGCGACAUUAGCCAUUGCUUUAUGUGUCAUUAAGAACAGUAAUUUCGUUUGUUAUGUCCAAACAUGGGUCAUAAUUAAUACGCUAGUUCACCAGGGGAUAAAACAACUUCAUAACCAUACGAUGGAGAAAUACUUUUUUCCGACGGAAAAUGUCAUUUACAUUGUAGAACAAUACUAA
Messenger RNA from Mucor mucedo, 483 nucleotides. RefSeq lists its product as uncharacterized. The record is from RefSeq and is a predicted model, not a curated record. Lineage: Eukaryota; Fungi; Mucoromycota; Mucoromycetes; Mucorales; Mucoraceae. Bases 1 to 483 code for a protein of 160 amino acids. The transcript has 4 exons.